Messenger RNA from Dreissena polymorpha, 3904 nucleotides. Its product is annotated as E3 ubiquitin-protein ligase UHRF1-like. Gene Ontology annotation, molecular function: protein binding; ubiquitin protein ligase activity. The record is from RefSeq and is a predicted model, not a curated record. Gene Ontology annotation, biological process: negative regulation of gene expression via chromosomal CpG island methylation; protein ubiquitination. Lineage: Eukaryota; Metazoa; Mollusca; Bivalvia; Myida; Dreissenidae. The transcript has 17 exons. Bases 60 to 2546 code for a protein of 828 amino acids.
GUAAAAUAUUCCCGCCAAUAUUGCCGUAAAGCGGGAUAAGGUUGCAAGAAAAAAACAAAAUGUGGAUUCAAGUUAGAUCUUUUGACGGGAAAAAGUCCCUUAGAGUUGAUGAUCUGUCAAAACUAACAAAAAUAGAAGAUCUUAGGGAGAGACUUGUUGAACAUUUCGAUGCACCCGUUGACUGUCAACGUUUGUUUUACCGUGGGAAACAGUUGGUGGAUGGACACACCCUGUUUGACUACAGUGUCGGACUGAAUGACCUCAUCCAAUUGCUGGUGUCGGCCCCCCAGCGUUCAGAAGAAAAUGGCCAAGAGAAGACAAAUGAUGAAAGCUCUGAUAAAGAAAAUGAAAAGGGACAAGAGGAUGAUGUUGAUGAGAAUAUUGCGGAUGAAACAGACACAAAUGACAGUAUAUACAAAGUUGGGGAUGUUCUUGAUGCCAGAGAUGUAGGCAUGGGGGCGUGGUUUGAGUGUAAACUGAUGAAGGUCACGCGAUCUACCGCAAAUGCAGACAGCUCAAAUACUGUAGAAACGUCAAAACCAGUCUUGUCAGAAUCUAGUUUACAACUUUCACAAAAUAGCAAUACUGACCAUAAGGAUAAGAGUUUGAGUGAGGACAAGAGUGUUAAAAGUGAGAACAGUGGUGAUAUAAAGUCAGAAUCUAUGGACACUUCGGAAGGUGAAGCAAAGGCAAUAUUGACAGCAUAUGAGAAACUGUUUGAUAUUGUGCGGGAUGAUGGAUUUAUCUACCAUAUUGUUUAUGAGGGGUAUGACGAGGACGACCACGUAAAGUUGAAGUGCAAGGAUGUACGACCAAGGGCAAGAACCAGCAUUAAGUUCUCCGAUGUCACGGUGGGUAGCGUAGUUUUAGCCAACUACAACAUAGAGGAACCAGAAGAGAGGGGCUUCUGGUAUGACUGCAUCAUCACUGAGAAAACAGAUACACGCACAGUGAAGAAGCUGACAGCUACUGUGUAUUUUGGUCCUGAUUUGACCCCCCUUGAGAACUGCAAGUUGCUGUUUGUGGAUGAAAUAUUCACGGUGGAAGAACCCGGCACCCAGCUGACGGCAGAAGAUCUUGCUAGAAACCCGUCCAUGUCUCCCGUAAAACGAACAAACAAGCCUGACUGUGAGCACUGCAUGGACAAUCCUCGAAAGAAGUGCAAGCAUUGUGCGUGCUGCAAGUGCGGGGGCAAGCAUGAGCCUGAGCGACAGAUCAUCUGUGACGAGUGCAACAAGGCAUACCAUCUGCAGUGCAUGGACCCGCCCCUGACAGCAAUACCAACGGAGGAUGAAUGGUACUGUCCUGGAUGCAAGCUUGAUUCGUCAGAGAUUGUGAAAGCGGGAGAGAAACUGAAAGAAAGCAAGAAGAAAUCUAAGAUGGCCUCUCAACAGAACAGCACAAGUCGAGACUGGGGAAAGGGAAUGGCGUGUGUUGGUCGACAGAAAGUCUGCAAUAUUGUACCAAUGAAUCACUUCGGGGCCAUUCCUGGAGUGGAAGUGGGGACCAUGUGGAAGUUUAGAGUGCAGGUGAGCGAGGCAGGUGUCCAUAGGCCCCACGUGGCUGGGAUAGCAGGCCGAGAGAAUGAAGGGGCGUACUCCAUUGUGCUGUCCGGCGGCUAUGAGGAUGAUACUGACAAUGGAGACUCGUUUUUUUACACUGGAAGUGGUGGUAGAGACCUGUCUGGUAACAAACGGACAGCACAACAGUCCUGUGAUCAGACGCUGACUCGCAUGAACAAAGCUCUAGCCAAGAACUGCAACGCUCCCCUGGAUGCUAAGAACGGUGCUACAUCAAAGGACUGGCGCGCAGGCAAGCCUGUGAGGGUGGUGCGCAACUGCAAGCUGGCCAAGCACUCUGAAUAUGCCCCUGAGGAGGGGAACAGAUAUGAUGGCAUAUACAAGGUUGUUAAGUACUGGCCAGAGAAAGGUCAGUCUGGUUUCCUGGUGUGGCGCUACCUCAUGCAGCGAGACGACCCGGUUCCUGCUCCAUGGACCGCAGAGGGGAAAAAGAGAACAAAACAGCUGGGCCUGGAGAUGCAAUACCCUGAUGGUUACCUGGAGGCUCAGGCUGCGAAGGAGAAGGAGGCGGAGGAGGGUAAGGCAAAGAAAGGAAGCAAAAGGAAACGCAAGGACAGUGAAGAGGAGGAGGAGAAUGAGGAAUCUGAAAGCCCUUCUAAGAAGCCUAAAAAGGUUGUUGCUUACAAGCUAACUGACAAGCAGAUGAAGUUAGUGAAGGAAGACUCCGAGAACAAGAAACUCUGGGAUGAGGCUUUGGAACACAGGAAAGAGGGUGGACAGAAAUUCUUGGCCAAGGUAGAGGAGCUGUUUACGUGCAUCUGUUGCCAGGACAUGGUGUUUAAGCCUGUCACCACUGUCUGUCAGCACAAUAUCUGCAGGUCAUGCCUGCAGCGAGCAUUCAAAGCAGAUGUAACCUCAUGUCCGGCGUGUCGUAUGGAGCUAGGAAAAGACUUUAAGAUGCCUGUAAAUGACGCCCUGUCUGGUGUUCUCAUUGACCUGUUCCCUGGGUAUGACGCGGGGCGGUAGACGGCAGAUGUGGGCCAUUUCAGUUCAAUACGUUCUUAACAUUUCUUGCUCAUCAUUGCUUUGACUUGCAAGCUUGUGGUAAAAUUGUGUUGACAUGCAAUCUAUGGUUUCUAAUGUCAUAAUGAAUUCAUAGUCAAAGUAGAGGACGUUGCUGGAAAGUUGGAGAAUGUUAAAUUAUCAAUCGAAUAGCUAUAAUAUUUAAUGGAUGAUUUGGUGUUAUUAAGUUCAGCACGCUUGUUUGUUCUUAAAUAAAAUAACAUAGUUUUAUUUUACGACAUAUUUGUUCAAAGAUUCAUGAACUAGUAUACUUUUGGACUAAAUGUGUUUUUACUUUCUGAUAAAAAAUAUGAAAUUAUUUGUGGAUAUGUCAGAUGAUUGAAAUAUAUAGCUUGUGAUGUACUGAUAUCUGCAUGGUUAAUUUGGCGUCUGCUAAAAUGUUGGCUGCUAAAUUUCUAAAAUUAGCAUUUUCUUCGAUUUUUUUCAAAGAAUACUAUCAGAAUAGCAAACAGUUUGGAUCCUGAUGAGACGCCAGGUUCUGUGGUGUCUCAUCUGGAUCCAAACUGUUUGCACAGGCCUUCAAAAUUCGGUUCCCGCACUGAAAGAGUUAAAAAAAUAUCGUCUGUCAUUUUUCACCAUUAUAUUUUUCCAAUAUAUAUUUAACGCAUAACAAAGUUUAUCAUUCAUAUUAUUGUUAAUGUUAUUAAAAAUACCCAUAAUUAUAUACUACUUGCACAAUACCUACACGUAUAUAAUAAGCCUUAUUUCAGUUAGAAUAAAGUUGUUUUUUCAUGAAGUGAAGUUUCAUCUUUGGAGCAGUUUUACUUGGAAUGAAUCAUUUAAAACUGACUCAUAAAUCUGCUUGAGUCUUGUUGAUGCAGCUUUUUGUCUCUAAAGUUGCCAUUGAAAAAGGUUUAAUGCUUAUAAAAGAAUUGUGUUCUUUGUAUGGAAGUAUACUUCCACUCAAUAUUGAAUAUUCAUGAUUAAAUCUUACAUUCGAUCCUUAAGCAUGUGAAUUUGUGCAUGGGGAGUUCGCUGUUUGUCUCUAAUAGCAAAAUAUAUGGGAUAUAUUUUUAAUAGUUAUAUAGCCAUUUACCUGUAUUAUAUCAUAAACCAUGUAUAUUUUUCGUAAUCGCCAAUAUAAAAUUGCACUGUAAGUGGGAACCCAACAUUAAUCUGUGAUACGCAGUUAACAAGUGAGAACCUCAAAAUUUACCUCGACUACAUGAGAAAUUGUUGUCUGUUGAAAACUUUUGACUGAUGUAUGGUGUAAAUAUGAAGUAGUUACAUGCACUUAUCAUCUGUGAACCUACUUAACUGCUGUCAAAUGUGGAGCUAUAUUAAAUAAAAUUUUAACUUAA